ACCCCAUCACCUCGUUAUCCAGUUUCACUGCUUAAUGUCUCCAUCCCUCUGCAUUUGCUCGCCCUUGACUUGACGGCCUGCCACAUUCGUUGCCGAGAAUUUUGACUCAAAUUCAAGCCUGGUGCUGUGACACGUCGCAACCGUUCAACCGAGGCAGGUAGAACUUGGACACGGGAUUGAUCUUGUGCGGAAGACUAUGCACGGUAUACAAACCGUAAGGAGCCCAAACCGUCAGGAUACCUUUGAUCUCAGAGACCAGAUGCUUGCCGAGGACCACGCACAACAUGCGCAGGCGCAUGCUGAUGCUGCCCAGUACACGUCUGACGAGGAGCACUCGGUUCUCGAGGAUGACUCGGACGGAGAGGGAGCAGAUGGAGACUACAUCGACGACGACGACGCAUCCUCGGAACUCUCCAUACCUAAUGAGUCCAUUGACUUCGAUUUGGUUUACGCGCUUCAUAGUUUUGCAGCGACGGUAGAAGGCCAGGCCAAUGUGGUCAAGGGAGAUAGUCUGUUUCUAAUGGACGAUAGCAAUAGCUACUGGUGGCUUGUUCGCGUCCUCAAAACUCAAGAAGUUGGAUAUAUACCCGCUGAAAACAUUGAGACGCCUUUCGAGCGUCUUGCCAGAUUGAAUAAGCACCGGAAUGUGGAUCUAUCCUCUGCUACACAAGCCGAGCUGCAAGGGGACGUGCACCAACAACGAGAUCGACUGCGGACCAACCUCUCGUCGCGAGCAGGUAACGGUACACCCUCUCCGACACCAGAGCGCGGACUCCAGCGCUCUCGAAACACCAAGUCUGUCAUAUUCCAGGCCUCCUUUCACGUUCAUCGGUACCCUCCGGCUGUAUGGGGCGAUGAGGACGAAGACGAGGAAGAUGUCGAAUGGGACGACGAGCCGUACGAGGACGAAGAUCCGGAUCUUGUGGACGAGCCUGCCGACGAUGUCAACAUGGAGCCUGACGACGGUAUGAGCUGGGAAGAGGGCGCUGCGGCGGAGAUGCAGGCUGCUAGGAUGCAGGCUCAGGCAACGCAGGGCCAGCGAGCGCAGGACCAGACGUCGCCUCAGCCACUACAGCAGCAAGUACAAAGGGAAGGCUCACGCGAGCGCCUGGGUGUUGGACCAGACAGCACCCGAGCGCUGUCCCCCAGUUCACCUCCAGGACCCAAGUCUCUCGACCCUGCUCAGGCCACCGACACGGUUAAACUCAGUGUCACUCCCCCCAUUGUUUGUGAUGGCGUGAUGGCUGAGCAGCAGAAGCAGCCCCAGCAGCAGGCUCAGGGGACACCUGGCCCCUUGCUGCCGAGCGACAUCAUGCGACAGCAGGAGGAGCAGCGCAAGCGACAGCGGGAAGAAAUAGAGGCGCUUGAAGCUGAGGCCAGAAAGCGUGCGAAUAAGAUGAAGGAGAAGACAGCUUCACCAUCGCCGGAGUCGCGCCCGAAUGGCGGGGCCAAGCUGAAGAAAGAGAGAGAGGUGGAAGACGACUCGAAGGAGAAGAAGAAGAAGGGCGGUAUGCUUAGCGGUCUGUUCGGACGAAGGAAGGACAAAGGCAAGGACAAGGGCUCAUCCGAGAAUGGCUCAGUUGAUCUUGGACGGCCUUCGGAGGAGUCCAGCAGGUCGAGCAAUGCGCACCUGGCGGCAAACCCGUCGGAGUCGGGCAUGACCUCCCCCACUACAGCCGCAGCGAGACAACAACAGCAACAGAUGUCUGCGGUCCGGAACUCCACCGAUCCCAAACGUCAAAACCAGCAGCAGCAACAGCAAUACCAGCAAGGCACUACUACACCGCCCACGACGCCGCCUCAGCAAAGCUCACUCGUCUCACAGCAUGCAUCGCAGCUUCGCCAGAGGGACCAGCAACAGCAGGCUUUAUACCAGCAGUACCUCAAUCGAUCUCCAUCUUCGCCGCCGGAUUUGCAGCCUUCAUAUGGUCUGCAGUCUGCAUCCGCAAUCAUGCCCCACGCGAGUUCAUUCAAUUCAUCCAGUAGUUCUGCCUCGGGUCUCGGAAUCGGCCUCACGCCAGAAAGUGCUGGGACUCGCCGACCCCGCCCUGGCUCCUUGGUACUCUCGCCUACCGCUACUGACGGGCAGGGCGUUCCUGAGCUUAGCGUCAUACGUGUCUUUGCGGGGAACAACCUGCAGACGGAGGCAACCUUCAAGACUGUCUUACUAAACUCGUCCACUACCUCUCAGGAUCUUGUUCGGCAGGCCAUUCAACGGUUCCGUUUACCCGCUGGCGAAGACGAGAACGAUUACUACCUCACUAUCAAGCAGGUGGAGGGUUCCUCUGCCGUACUUCGUCCUCAGGAAAAGCCGCUGGGAGUUUUCGAGAACCUGGUCGAAGCCGCCAUGGAAUUGCCUAAGGUCAAGAGAAGUAGCGUUGGCAGUAUCAGUUCCGUGUCUAGCAAUCUCUCCUUGCAUCCUGCCAUCAAAAAGCUGUCUAUGAAUGAUUUCACUGACGAUUCUGCCGUCAAGUUCUAUCUCAACCGACGAAGCAUAGAGGGCGAAGAAGGAAGCGCUGAAGGUCAAGAGGGUGAUGACACCUUGAUCGCAGAACUGGAUGACUCUGUAUCUCAUACAUCGAAACCUCAGUACCUCUCAGUCUCCACAGCAGGUGGCCCGAGUGUCGCUCCGGAACGCUUCAGCUCCCCGUCUUUCAGAUUCACUCUUCAGCUCGUGAUUUACCCAGAGGACCUGCCUGAUGACAUGGUCUUCGACUCGCAGACAGAGGCUAUUGUAUUCAAGAACAGCGUCCGUGACCGAGGACAGCCUAGCAUACCGCCUGGCAUAUCCAUGUCACAGCGACGGAAGGUCUUUGCAUUGCCGAAGAAUAUCACGGUGGCCGAGGUUAUCGAGAUGGGUCUGGACAUGUUCGGUAUCGUCGAAGGUGUUGUCGACGGAGGAGAUGAAGUCGAAGACAAAGUCUCGAAGAGGAAGAGCUCUUCCAGGGUACGAUACGGACUGAGUGUCUCUGUGGGUGGCCAAGAGCGAGAGCUGUCGCCCACUAGCAAAGUCAUUGAGGCGUACCCUAGACCACCUACGUAUCGCACAGUCGACAGACGCUUCAGUGAGAGCAAGCGACGUUCGGUUGACUCCGGUAUGUUGCUGGGCAAUCCGGACGAAGUUUCUCCGGACGACCCCAUCUUCAUCUUGCGGCGAGCCGUGACAUACCGCACUUCUUCGUCGCGCCAUCGGAAUUCCGCCCCAUUAGAUGAAAUAGCGCUCCAGAACCUGCACCGCGUAUCGGCAUCUACUUCCAGUGUGACAUCCGACAAUACAUCUGGUGUAAACGAGGAAGCAAGGCAGCGCCAGCCAUCCAAGCAAGAUAUCAUUGCAGCGCAACGUGCGGCAGUUCGUGCUAAUCAGCGCGCUAUUCUCUCAACCCAGGCGAACUCUGAACGCGGUCUCGACGUCCUGCUGCCCGGAAAUGCGAUGCUACGCAGCUCUCGUUACGAAGUCGAUGAUAGAAUCAGAUACUCCUAUGUGGAUCCACAGGGGGAAAGUUACGAUAUCAGCGACAUAGUAGAACAAGAGUGGCGUAGAGAAAGCAAUAUCAACAACAGGAACGACCUCUUGGAAGGUGUACUCGGUCGCAACGAAGAAGCAGUCGGCGAUCAACUUGACCGCGUUCUCAGUAGGGUGAAAGAGGGCAAAGGUCAAAAUAGGCAGCUUACCGCUGGUACUGGCCAAGAUGUCAUGGCUACAACGCCGACUACCUCCAACUCCGAGUAUUCAUUCGACCAAGCUAUCUCAGCUGCAAUCCCAGUCUCUACUUCGAGGACAGCGACACCUGUGGUGGGCACGGUUCGAUCUCCUACUCCUACCUCUGUCGCUGCGCGCGCCAUGUCUGCGGCAUCUGGUUCAAGAACGAACACCCCCACAACUUUCACUACUGCUAGCGAGGGCCAUAGUCGAAUCAGGACGACCACUCCAACAGCUGCAUACAAGCAACCCCCUGACAUGCAUCAGCGGCAAGCCUCGUCUACGUCUGUUCUUUCGGAUGCGUCGGGAUACAGGACUGCCGCUGCUACACCCACGGCGGGUCGCUCGAAAUCUUCGCUCUCUCAGACGCGUGCCCAGACUCCGGCGAAGAGGAGAAGGCCUGUCGUACCUAACAAUGACUUCGGGCUUUCGGGAAUGAUGGCUGUCAUAGAGCUCCGCGCCCAGAUGGCGGAACCCGAAGUUAAGCCUCGACCAGCUGUGGAUCCCGUGGACGAAAUGCUCUUCGGCAAACCGCUGAAUGCCGACGAGUUACACCCUCAAAUCAGGGAUGUGUAUGGAGAGUCCUUCAAGAAAUUGGAGGAAAUGGAUCAGGUUCUUGACGAACUAUUGCGCAGCACUCAUCCUAAUAUCGCCGCGUUUUGAGUUCCUUGCUUACGCGUACGCUAGUAAUGACUAUUUAUUGAUUGUCGUUCGCUUUGGUUUAGCAUAAUUUAGGAUCAUGGAUUUAUUUAAGCAGUGUAAUAGACUGUGUUCAAUGCAAGUUCGUGUGCAUGCC
Gloeophyllum trabeum ATCC 11539 is the source of this 4496-nucleotide messenger RNA. RefSeq lists its product as uncharacterized. Gene Ontology annotation, cellular component: microtubule cytoskeleton; cell tip. Bases 197 to 4363 code for a protein of 1388 amino acids. NCBI's taxonomy places the organism in Eukaryota, Fungi, Basidiomycota, Agaricomycetes, Gloeophyllales, Gloeophyllaceae. The record is from RefSeq and is a predicted model, not a curated record. The transcript is spliced from 4 exons. Gene Ontology annotation, molecular function: protein binding. Gene Ontology annotation, biological process: establishment or maintenance of actin cytoskeleton polarity; signal transduction.